GCCUGAAAGGAGUGGAAUGCAUUUUCAUGAUUUCAGAUUUGGAUUGGAUUGGAAGUGAAAAUUGGCAGAAAAUACAAAGGCUUGGCUGUUUUAUGAGACUUUGAGGAAUCAGUUUUUUUUUCAUCUUGCAUUUUUUUCCGAUCAGCAGACAGACUGUGCCAGAAUGGAAGAAGAACAAACAAACCUGAUCAUAAAUUACCUUCCUCAGUCAAUGCAAGACGAGGAAUUUCGGUCCCUGUUUGAAAGCAUUGGACCAAUCAAAUCCUCUAAAAUUGUACGAGAUAAGAACACAGGGUAUAGCUAUGGCUUUGGCUUUGUUGAUUAUCAUAGCCCAAAAGAUGCAGCAACUGCCAUCAGCCAAUUAAAUGGAUACCGUGUUGAACACAAGGUUCUAAAAGUGGCAUAUUCUCGCAGAAAUGAAGAGGAAUCCAAAGGAACCAAGCUUUACCUGCAGAAAUUGCCCCUUCAUUACACUGAGGAGGAAGUCACAAAUUAUUUGUCAUCAUAUGGCAAUAUUGUUCAAGUUCGAGUUGUUACAGACCGUGCAACAGGCCAGUCCAAAGGGAUAGGGUUCAUUUUGUUCUCAAAAAGGUCAGAGGCAGAGGCAGCCAUUACUGAUCUAGAUAACAAAGUGCCUCCAGGUGGAACCCAGCCAAUGAGAAUCAAGUUUGCUGAUGACAAUGCCAAAAAAGUUAAACCACCUCCUCAAUAUGACUAUUACUCACAGCCUCCAUAUCCAGUGCAUGGGGGGUAUGGGGAGGGAAUGGAAGGGUCUCGGGGUCCCAUGAGAAAUCCAGGGAGUCGGUUCAGGUUUAACCCCAUGGGAAACAAUAGUAACUACAGUGGGGCCUAUGGAGGGACAAGCAGUGGGUAUGGGGCCGACUAUUAUAGUCCUCCUUCCCAGGGCGGGGGAUAUGUCUUGUUUGUGUAUAAUAUUGGUCCGGAGGCUGAUGAGAAAACCCUCUGGCGCAUGUUUUCUCCUCUUGGAACCGUUACUAAAGUCAAUGUUAUAAUGGAUCAUCAGAAAAAUCAGUCUAAAGGUUACGGUUUUGUUACCAUGCCAAAUUAUGAGGAGGCUGAAUAUGCAAUCCUCAACAUGAAUGGAUACUGCUACAAUGGAAGAGAAUUGGCCGUGUCAUUUAAAAGCUAGACUAUCUUGAACUGUCUUAAAAUUUGACUACUUUUAUUAAUUGUUCUUGGGUCAUUCAUUUAUUUGUGUUUUUCAUAGAUUUUAAUCAAGUGUAUUAGUAUUUUGUUGAAUUUAACAAUUCAUGCUGUUUUUUCUUGAUAUACAUGAUUUUUUUUUUGAUACUGAAAAUGUUGCAUUUAAUUUUUUGUAGUUUUUGGUGUCCCAGUUGUCAGAAAGAAGUGAUUUGUUAUAGAGGACAAGGCUUUAUACUGUGCAGCAUUCUUUCUGAUGACUGGGUACAGAAUGAGUUUCAUGUACGACCACUAUCAGAGAACUUGUGUACUGUUUUUAAUACAUUCUUAAGUGUCACUUGUCUAGGGUUGAGGUUGUUAGGUUGUGUAAAGCAGGAUUUGACACACUGCAAGAAUUUCUUCAGUCCUGUUUGCUACUUAUAUUAUCUGUUAGAUGUACAAGCUUAGAGUUGACACUUCUAUGAAAAUAAUAUUCUCAAGAGUAAAAAAUUAAAAUAUUUAAACUUCGUUAAGAGUUGUAAUUUUUUGGUGAAUUAUUGAAUAAAGUGGACACUGAAUAAUGCACUAUGUUAAAAAUUUCCUUCGGAGGAAGAAAAUGUAGAAUAAUUUCCCUACCUCUCUAUUCAUAAGCAUACAUGACAGAGGUUUAACUUAUUGUGGUGUGUCAGGCUCUGUAGGAAUUUUUUUCCUGUAAUUGGAAAAUAUUUUAUAUUUUGUUUUUCAUAUUUAAUACUUGUAGUUUUAAAUCACACUGUCCUUGAGGAAAAAUUGCAAACUUAAAGAUGUGAAUUUGCCAAAAUGACAGUUGCUUGAUUAUGCAUUAGUUCUUGCUUUGGUAUAAUGAACUCUUGUGCAGUUGCUGUAUUAAAGCAUAUUGAUGUACAAGUAAUUAAUAAAGUUGACAGUAUUUGUUCAGAA
Molecule: messenger RNA, 2079 nt
Organism: Saccostrea echinata
Lineage: Eukaryota; Metazoa; Mollusca; Bivalvia; Ostreida; Ostreidae
Product: ELAV-like protein 1
Exons: 4
Coding region: 164-1150 (328 amino acids)
Cellular component (GO): ribonucleoprotein complex
Molecular function (GO): RNA binding
Source: RefSeq, a predicted model, not a curated record